Molecule: messenger RNA, 4173 nt
Organism: Adelges cooleyi (spruce gall adelgid)
Lineage: Eukaryota; Metazoa; Arthropoda; Insecta; Hemiptera; Adelgidae
Gene: Unr
Product: cold shock domain-containing protein E1
Exons: 13
Coding region: 1079-3916 (945 amino acids)
Molecular function (GO): nucleic acid binding
Source: RefSeq, a predicted model, not a curated record
UUAUUAUAAUUUAAAUGGGAUUUGGCCGAUGAUUAGUCGCGUUAAUUGGCCCGUCGGAAUGUUUUUCCGCUGUUGUUCGAGUUUUUCGGCUUUGCCGUACGUUUUGCGCGUCCGUUUUGACGAUUUUCACCCGUAAUAUGUACCCUUGACAAUGUCAACAUCCGCCGCAGACACACUACGACACUUCCUUUUUCCUGGUUGCGAGUCUGGACGAUAUUUCGCCAUAUCGCCAAAUCCGCGUCGAACCGCAUAGUUUUCGCACCGAAGACAAUACCUAUCGACAGGGCUUUUCGCCGUAAACAAAAUAAUAAUAAACUCGAGUUUCGUUACUGAUAAGACCACUGUAAACGCGCAAGGGUGAUAAUUUAAGUAGGCCAGAACAUAGUUGACUACUCGUCUUCUUCUUCAUUGUCUUUUCCGGAUUUCCACUCGAAUUGCUUUAUCUAGCUUUUAAAAUUAGGCUAAAAUAGUUUUAGUCUUACCACACCAAAUAAAAAAACAAAAAAAAAACAUAUUCAAAUUUGUACCGCGUUCCUUCUUCUGUUAGUAGUUAACCAAAAUCAACAUUACUUCAACAUUACCAGCAAGCAUUGUGACAACUAUCAACUGAAAAAUCUUCUUUAUUGUUUAAAUAAUAUUUAAUUGAAACGUGUGCUGUGCAUUUGUAAUGAACCAACCGAAUACUUUAGAACUGUCUAUUUUAUAACAAUUAUUAUUAGUUUUUUAAAUUAGAUUAGAAAUCUUAUAUUUCACCCCCUUUUUUUUAAGUUUUCGUCGUAAGUUUAUUAUGAAGAAAUUUAUGUAACGACCAUAAUAAUAAUUUGUGUUCAAACAUAAAACCAGUUUAAAAAAAAGUACCUUGACUUGGUCAAGUGUCUUUUUUAAAACAUUUUUUUUAGAUAUUAAAAAUAUUACUGUGAUAUUGAUUUUAUUGGUAAUAAUGUAUUAUAUUAUAUAAAAUUUAUGUUAGGAGAUAGAUAGAUAGUAACUUACCAGUUUUAUAUUGGAAUUUUUGUUUGUAUUUACUUGUCAUCAAAAUAAAAAGUGUACAAAUAGUUACUUUUAAGCUAAAUCUAGUAUGUCGAACAACUCGCAGUGGAAUCUUUUCCAAUCUACCAUGUUGAAUGGCAGCGAUUCUUCAUCGAUGCUGAACUUCAAGACACUUUCGGCAUUGUCCAACUUGUCUAACAAUUUCACGUCGAGGUCAUCAAAUCACUCGCCGCCGCACACCAACUAUAACAACUCUCAGUCGAGUCAGAACUUCCCUAUGCCGUCGCAAUACCAGUCUUCGCAAUUCCAACAAAAAGAAUCUCCUUUGAACAACAUGUUCAACAAUGGAUUGCAGCAAUCUUCAAACUUUGACGUAUUCUCUUCCGACAAUACAGCUCCCAUUAGUCGUUAUCCUCCGGCAGGUAAUGACAUCUUCAGUAAUGAUACGGCUGCGACUGCAAGCAGUUCUAAUAAUUCCAACUUUUCAAACGAAUCGUUCGGAAACAAUCAAGGAGUGAGGGAAACCGGAAUCAUCGAAAAACUUUUGCAUUCUUAUGGAUUUAUCCAAUGCUGUGAACGUCAGGCUAGGUUAUUUUUUCAUUUCAGUCAAUUCAGUGGCAACAUAGAACAUCUUAAAAUUGGCGAUCCAGUUGAAUUCGAAAUGACGUACGAUAGACGAACCGGAAAACCUAUCGCUAGUACUGUCACGAAAAUUGCUCCCGAAGUGGUCUUAAGUGAAGAAAGAGUGACAGGCGUAGUAACAACAGAAUUAAGAACCGAAGGUUCUGGCGGCGAUUGCCAAGGAAGAAUAAGCUAUGAAAAUCGUGGAGAGUGUUUCUUUCUGCCUUAUAACAAAGAUGAUGUAGAAGGUAAUGUCACUUUGAGGACUGGCGAUCAAGUCAGUUUUCAAAUUGCCACCAAUCAAAGAGGCAAUUUGGGUGCCACGCAUGUUCGUCUUGAAAAUCCAGUUCACCCUGUGAAAUAUCAAGGAGUUGUCUGCUCCAUGAAAGACGUUUUCGGUUACAUAGAAAGGGCUGACAUUGUAAAAGAAAUUUCAUUUCCGUUUAGCGAGUUCAAAGACAACGGCAAACCAUUACAACUGGGUGACGAUGUGGAAUUCAUUAUUCAAACACGGAGUGGAAAGGAAGUUGCCUGUAACAUUGAGCGUUUACCGCCCGGUUCAGUAAUAUUUGAAGACAUCGAAGACAGUAUCAUGAAAGGACAAGUACUGAAGCCUUUGGACAAAAAUCCUCAAAAUCAUUUACCGUCUGAACCAUUGCCCGGACGCAUACGUUAUAGGGCUCCAGAUUAUUCGGAAGUGGAAGUUUCUUUUGGCGAAAAAGAUCAGCAGGGAGAUUUUACAUUGAGACAUGGCGAUUGGGUCGAAUUUCGAAUAGCAACCGAUCGACGAGAUCAAUUGAAAAGAGCAACUAACAUAUCUCUUUUGCCGGAGUCGUUUGUAGUGUCUGGCGAGAGAAGAGAACAAGGUAUUAUUGCCGUUUUGAAACAAGGGUUUGGUUUUUUACGUUCUGUUGAGAGGGAACCAAAAAUAUAUUUCACAUUUAAUGAAGUCCUCGACGUCAACAGAAAGUUGGAAUGCAACGAUGAAGUAGAGUUCACCGUCGCUCAGGAUCCAUCGUCUUCUUUUGGGAAUUCGAGACAAAGUGCCAUACGUAUAAAACAUCUGCCUCGUAAUUCCGUGCAGUUUGAAAUACUUAUUGAAGAAGGAUUAGUCGGGGUUGUGUCGGUCAUUGCAACAGAAUUAUCGGAACCAUCUAGUCCUACGAAAACCAAUAGUCAUAUACCUGAUGAAAUAACCUACGAACCGGGAGUGAUCACUUUACAAUCAAACGGCGUCAAAAGAACAAUACUGUACAAUGUCAAAGACUGUAACGGAAAAUAUAUACCAAAGCUGGGAGAUAAAGUGAAAUUUAAUUUGUAUCAAGUGAAACGUAACAAGGAACUGAUGGCCAUGAAUAUUCAACCAGCUUCAUCGGUCUCUAACAAUAGUAAUCCGUCUGAAGAGCCACCUAAUCGUGCGGACUUAAAGUACGGUUAUAUUGCUGCGCUCAAAGAUGGAUUUGGUUUUAUCGAGACCAUUGCGUUAGAUUCUGAAGUAUUCUUCAGAUACGCAAAUUUGACUGAUCCUAAUGCGCCGUUAGAACUGGGCAUGGAAGUAGAAUACACGCUAAGCACUAGAAACACUGGCAACGGCGGCAGUUGUGCGUCAGCUGAAAACGUUCGAAUUCUACCGCCGGGCAGUAUAAGCGAUAACAGCGAAUUGCUUCAACCGAAUAACAUCCAAGAUGGUGUCGUUUCCAGACCGUUGCGAUCAGUCAAUCCCGAACAAACUGAAUACGCCGGUAUCAUCCAAGAAGUACCUACGACCGAAGAAGAAAACAUUUCACAGUAUGAAUUCGGAAUCAAAGGAUUAAUGAACAAAAGAGAAUUGUUGCAAGUCGGUGAUCCGGUUCAGUUCCAAGUGGAUUCGAAAAAUCGAGCUGUUAAUAUUAUCGCAAUAAGGAAGAAACAAAGAGCUCACGUUGAUGCGAUAAAAGGACUAUUUGGGUUUUUAACUUAUGAAGUCGAAGGUGGUAAAAAAUUAUUUUUCCACACAUCUGAAGUAACUGACGGAAUUAAACUUCACCAAGGUGACUUAGUCGAAUUUGUAUUGGUUGUAAACCAGAGAUCUGGAAAAUCUUCAGGCUGCAAUGUCACAAAAAUCAGUUCUGCUGAAAAUUCCCCGCCUAAACAACCGUCUCAGCGGCCGGAACAUUUGAUCAAUCGCAUACGUACUAUAUCCGUAAAGGACGAUGGUUCACCGAAAUUGAUAGUCGUCCGUCAGCCAUCGGGUCCGGAUGGAACUAAUGGAUUUGAUACAAACGCUCGUAAACCACACAGUCCAGGGCAAUUGAACGAAAUUUAACGCUAUUACGACAAAACUCACAUUUGACUACCAUUUUGACCAUUUAUUUCCCAAUGCAGAAUUUUUAUCACUAUUAUUAUUAUUAUAUUACUACCUAUUUAUUUUUCUUUUUGUAAUAAAAUAAUGAGCUUCCAAACUAAAUGAUAUAAAUAUAUAUAUAAAAAAAAAAAACUAGUCUUGGAAAAUAGGUCGUCGACUUAAAUUGUAACCAAAUGUCUAGCGUUUAAUAUAUUCUAAAACUCAAGUUUUAUUUUGGA